This is a messenger RNA of Penicillium chermesinum, 1827 nucleotides long. RefSeq lists its product as uncharacterized. Gene Ontology annotation, molecular function: cobalt ion binding; magnesium ion transmembrane transporter activity; magnesium ion binding. The record is from RefSeq and is a predicted model, not a curated record. The transcript has 8 exons. Lineage: Eukaryota; Fungi; Ascomycota; Eurotiomycetes; Eurotiales; Aspergillaceae. Bases 1 to 1827 code for a protein of 608 amino acids.
AUGGCAGAUUUGGCAGAUUCGUGGGACGCUUUCAACCCACAGGAAUACUAUGCGGGCUUGAAAACAACUAGUGGCGAUUUUAAGGACAAGUUCCAAGAUAUUGAUGACCCCAUUCAAUUUGUCCGGUACAUGAAGCGGCUCGGGGAACCAGAUACGCGCAAUUUCGUUCUGGAUUUCGGCAAUGAAGAUGCCUUCUGUGCCACAAAUUUAACGACGAAUGAUUUUCAAUCUCUGUUGAGCAAACGACGAGCGAGAUGUUUCGGGACAAGGUGGAUCAAUAUAUGGUCACCCGAAGAGCAAAAAGACACAAUCAAAUUGAUCACAUCUCGCUAUGGAGUAUCAGAACGCCUCCAGGGUCUAAUGUGCACAGAACCUGUGACGCGAAAGCCCCAAAAGGCCCCGGAGGCCAAGAAGAGGCACUCACAGUCAAGUCAGAUAAACCCGGUUUUACGGGACGAGCUUGAGGAUCUCGAGAAUGCAACUGCCCUGAAGGAUCUUUCUGAGAAGACUGCUUCUACGCACGAUACUUCAUCUUCCAAACGCCUUACGUUCUCACAAGUGAUAGAUCAGAUCUGGCAUUUCUCCUCUGUGGACUACGGCCCCCGGUAUACAUGCCUCGGCUACAAUACCUUAUUCGUUGCGGAGGGCGUCAGCCCGGGAAUGAACGAGAACGGCAGGGACUUGCCAGAGGGAACUCGGAUAUGGACCUGGUUAAUUCUUUGCGAUGACGGAACAGUCAUUUCUAUGCAAGAAAACCCAUUUCCGAGACAGCACGAGUUACAAUCCGACCAGAAGAAGGUUGUCGAUGUGGUCCGCCGAAACAUACGUUUUAUCGUCUCCGGGGUAUCAAAACAGCAUGCGAACACAUCGGAAAGCGAGUCUUUGGUUACUGUCCGAGUCCGACAUUUCAAUGAUGACCCAGACCAAGCGAGCAUUCAGCCGGAAGAUGGGCCCAGCUUGAUCUUUUAUUAUAUUUUUGAUGAUUGGGUGUCGAGCUAUGGGUUGAUCGCAAAGCGACAGCAUCAAUAUGGCGUUUCUCUUGAAAGACUGCGAAGCAAUAUGCUUCACCGUCCGGACGUAGACCUCGUGGGUGAACUACACUCGCUUGGCCGACGAUUGGCUGUUCUCAAGCGUGUGUACCAGAGCUAUGAGUUGAUCAUGCGUCGAGUCCUGCAGCGGCAGCGAGGGCUCCGUGACGAGGCCCGCACAAACCCCAAGCCGCUGCUGUCUCAUAUGGGCACACUUAGUGAAACGGACUUUGAUCUGCGACAGGGGUCGCUGAGCAAUGGUCAAUUUGGCACUUCCGAUAAGACUGUGGGGGUGCUGCUGAGCUCGGCGGCAGUAGCGCGAUUUGAAAGAUUAGUGGAUCGGAUCAACUUAUACUGCCUGAGCGAGAUUGAAACCUGUCUUUCAGAGAAGGACUCUUUAACAUUCCUGAACUUCAACUUGAUUGCAUUGAAGGACUCGCAGGCCGUCGAGAAGUUAACAAGAAUCACUAUUUUGCUAGCAAAAGCAACCAUGCUAUUUCUGCCAGUCAGCUUGAUGACAGCCUACUUCUCGACAGAGCUUGUUGGGGUGAAAGGCGGAUAUACGAAGGCUGACUACUGGGUUUCCUUCGCAGUGAUCUUUGUCUUGACCAUCCUGCUUUUGAUUAUCUUUGGUUUUGCUAGCGAUACCGUGGAGGGUAAGACGAUCUAUCGCUCUUUGGCGAAGACGUUCUUGCAAAAUUCCCGCAAGAAGAUCACGGUGGAAGCGGGUCCAAGCGCGCGUUCGAAGAGCUUCGUCUCGGGGAGAUCCGCGUCUUCCUCUGAGGCUUUCCUCCGCUAG